GCUUUCUCUUUUUCGUCGUCGUCUAUGCCAUCCCCUCAAGUCCCAGUUAGUAUAUAUAAGUAGCAAGGAACGCUCUAUUCUUGCACCAAAAACUCAAAAAGAAAGAGAGAGAGAGAAAAAAAAGUAUAGCAUCAGCCCUUAACCAUGGCUCCCCUCAAUUAUCUUGUAGUAGCAUUCCCAGGCCAAGGCCUCAUCAACCCAGCCCUCCAAUUUGCCAAGCGUCUUCUAAACGCGGGCGCUCGUGUCACCUUCGCCACCGCCUCGUUGGCUUACCGCCGCAUGGCCAAGUCUGACCCACCCGAAGGUUUGUCCUUUGCCUCCUUCUCCGACGGCUCCGAGGAGGGGCUCAGGCCUGGGAUCGACUUCGAGCAGUACAUGGCCGACGUAGAGCGACUGGGUUCGGAAACUCUAAGAGACCUUGUCGUUACUAGCCUCAGCGAUGGCCGCAAAUUCGCGUGCAUAUUUUAUACCACGGUCAUUCCUUGGGUCGCUCAGGUGGCCCAUUCUCUUCAAAUCCCCUCAACACUCAUUUGGGCUCAGCCUGCAGCCCUUCUUGAUAUAUAUUACUACUAUUUCAAUGGUUAUGGUGAUAUUAUCAGAAACCUAGGUAAGGACGAUCCUUCGGCAUCACUCCACUUACCGGGAUUGCCGCGUCUAACUUGCCGCGAUGUCCCCUCAUUUUUGACACCCGAAAACCAAUAUGCUUUUACUCUGCCUCUAAUGCAAGUGCAGUUUGAAGUAUUCAAGGAAGAGAAGAAUCCAAGAGUACUUGCGAACACUUUCGAUGCGCUAGAGCCUGAAGCAUUAAAAGCCAUUGGCAACAUUACCAUGUUCGGGAUUGGUCCGCUAAUUCCUUCCGCGUUCUUGGACGGACAAGAUCCCCUGGAUAAAUCCUUCGGAGGCGAUCUCUUCCAGGGUUCGAAAGAUUACGUCCGGUGGCUAGACACCAAGCCCAAAGGUUCGGUGACCUAUAUAUCAUUCGGAAGCAUCUCCGUGCUGUCCAAGGAACAAAAGGAAGAGAUGGCGCGGGGGUUACUAGGCACUGGCCGUCCGUUCUUGUGGGUGAUUAGGAAGGACAAAGAACAGGAAGGAGAGGGAGAUGAAGAACAAUUGAGCUGUAUGGAGGAAUUGGAGCAAAAGGGAAUGAUAGUGCCAUGGUGCUCUCAAGUGGAGGUGCUCUCCCAUGCUUCAGCAGGCUGCUUUGUGACUCACAGUGGUUGGAACUCAACCUUUGAGAGCUUGGCUUGUGGGGUCCCAAUGGUGGCAUUCCCACAAUGGGGUGACCAGCAAACCAAUGCCAUGCUGGUUGAGAAUGAAUGGAAGGUUGGGGUGAGGGUGAACACGAACGAGAGAGGCAUCGUGGAAGGAGAUGAGAUCAAAAAGUGCUUGGAAUUGGUGAUGGGCGAUGGAGAAAAGGGGGAGGAAAUCAGAAGGAAUGCCAGGAAGUGGAAGGGACUGGCAAGAGCAGCUGCCAAAGAAGGUGGUUCGUCGGAUAGGAAUCUCAAGGCAUUCUUGGAGGAGAUCCAAAUGGAAGCAGAUGGUCACUAGAAUGCUAGUACUUCACCUGUUAUUCCUUUGCUUUUGUAUUUCUACCUGGUUUUAUAUUUGUAACAUCUUGUGGAAAAUUAGGUUUAUGUUUCUGCAAGUGAAUAAACUCUCAUGUAUAACAACAACGAGAUGUAUUGCCGUAAUAGGAGGUUGUCUAUUCAUUUUGGAGCU
Messenger RNA from Rhodamnia argentea, 1719 nucleotides. Its product is annotated as phloretin 4'-O-glucosyltransferase-like. Lineage: Eukaryota; Viridiplantae; Streptophyta; Magnoliopsida; Myrtales; Myrtaceae. The coding region runs from base 145 to 1548 and encodes 467 amino acids. The record is from RefSeq and is a predicted model, not a curated record. Gene Ontology annotation, molecular function: UDP-glycosyltransferase activity. The transcript has a single exon.